CACGCCCCUGGCCAUGCCCAGCAGCCGCUCCCCCCACCUUCAUCCCCCCACCGCAUCCUUGUGCUGCAGCUGCCAUGGGCUCCCGGCACUUCCCGGCCCGGACCGUGCUCUUCGAGAAGGAAUCCAGCGGUGUCACGUACCGUGUGCCCGCCCUGCUCUACCUGCCCUGCGUGGCCAAGCUGCUGGCGUUCGCCGAGGAGCGGCUCAGCGCCGACGAUGCCCACGCCAACCUGCUGGUGCUGCGCCGCGGCUCCAUCUACGGCAGCUACGUGGAGUGGGAAGACAUGCGUGUGCUGGAGACGGCAACGCUGCAGCACCACCGCUCAAUGAACCCCUGCCCGCUCUACGAUGAGUUCACGGGCACCCUCUUCCUCUUCUUCAUCACGGUGCUGGGCAGGACGCCCGAAGCCUACCAGAUUGUCACUGGCCAAAACGUCACCCGCCUGUGCUGUGUCACCAGCGCUGACCAGGGCCUGAGCUGGAGCACAGCCACAGACCUGACACAGCAGGUCAUUGGUGCCACCAUCAAAGACUGGGCGACGUUCGCGCUGGGCCCCGGGCACGGGAUCCAGCUGCGCUCCGGCCGGCUGCUGGUGCCCGCCUACAGCUACCACAUCGACUGCAAGGAGUGCUUCGGGCAGCUCUGCAAGACCACCCCGCACUCCUUCGCCUUCUACAGCGACGACCACGGCCGCGCCUGGCGCUUCGGGGAGUUCAUCCCCAACCUGCAGACGGGCGAGUGCCAGCUGGUGUCCGUGGAUGAGGAGGACGGAUCCAACGUCCUCUACUGCAACGCCCGCAGCCCCUUGGGCUUCAGGGUGCAGGCGCUCAGCACGGACGAUGGGGCCGUGUUCCACGGGGGGCAGCUGGUGCAGCGGCUGGUGGAGCCGCCCCACGGCUGUCACGGCAGUGUCAUCGGCUUCCCCGCGCCGCUCGUGUACGUCCCCGCCGCUUCCCGGGACACCGGGAUGUCCCCCCGGGGCUCGGUGUGCCGGCGGCUUCCCGGGGCGCUCCGGGGGCUCGGACAGGCAGGAGGUGCUGAGCUGCCCGCCGGCAGCCACCAGGAGCCAGAUGAGCCCCGUGAGGAUUGUCCCACCCCAGGGCGUCGCGAUGAUGCCCACAAUGUCACCUUGGUGCAGGGGGACUCUGCUGCGACCCCCGGCCCCACUCCCUUCUUCCAAGCACCGACGUGGAUCCUGUACUCGCACCCCACCAGCUCCAUGUCGCGGGUGAACAUGGGGGUUCACCUGAGCACCUUCCCCAGGGAUGCAGAGAGCUGGACAGAGCCCUGGGUCAUCUACGAGGGCCCGAGCGCCUACUCGGACCUGGCGUACCUGGAGCUGCCCUACAGGGACGCGCCGGUGGCCGGCGGCACGGCCAUCGCCUUCGCCUGCCUCUACGAGAACGGGAUGAGGUCUCCCUACGAGCAGAUCUCCUUCAGCAUGUUCACGCUGCACGACGUGCUCCAGAACAUCCCCCUGACAGCCGCUGCUCCCCGGCGGGGCCGCGGGAGGAAGAGGAGGAGGAGGAGGAGGAGGAGCUGCCUCGUCUCCUAGAGCCCGCCCAGGUCAGCUCCCCCCAGUGCUGGAUCCCGGAGCAUCGACCCCUCGGCUGGGUCCUGCCACCAUCCAGCACGGCCACAGCACACAGAGGGGUGUUACUGUCCCCACACUGGGGUUUGGCUCAUUU
Haemorhous mexicanus (house finch) is the source of this 1689-nucleotide messenger RNA. RefSeq names its product neuraminidase 4 (gene NEU4). Gene Ontology annotation, biological process: ganglioside catabolic process; oligosaccharide catabolic process. Gene Ontology annotation, cellular component: membrane; lysosome; cytoplasm. The record is from RefSeq and is a predicted model, not a curated record. The transcript is spliced from 3 exons. Bases 75 to 1556 code for a protein of 493 amino acids. Gene Ontology annotation, molecular function: exo-alpha-sialidase activity. Lineage: Eukaryota; Metazoa; Chordata; Aves; Passeriformes; Fringillidae.